Mytilus trossulus (common blue mussel) is the source of this 728-nucleotide messenger RNA. RefSeq names its product angiopoietin-related protein 7-like. The transcript is spliced from 4 exons. The coding region runs from base 37 to 684 and encodes 215 amino acids. The record is from RefSeq and is a predicted model, not a curated record. Lineage: Eukaryota; Metazoa; Mollusca; Bivalvia; Mytilida; Mytilidae.
UCAAAACCUAAAAUCGCGACAGAUGCAGAAAACACAAUGCGUGAUUGUUUAGCAAUGAAAGAAAAUGAUAGUUUGAGCAGUGGGGUAUACAGUUUAGUUCUUAACGACACAAUGCUAUUAGAUGUAUAUUGUGAUAUGACCACACAUAAAGGAGGUUGGAUAGUGUUCCAGAAGCGAUUUAACGGAAAGGAAAAUUUUUACAGGGACUGGCAUGCGUAUGAGAACGGCUUUGGUGACCUUAACGGAGAGUUUUGGAUAGGGAAUAAAUACCUACAUAUCUUAACACAAGUUCCUACAGAGCUGCGUAUUGACGUAAAGGCUUGGGAUUUCCAAAUGAGGUAUGCAGAGUACUCAACAUUCGUUAUUGGUGAUGCCAAAUCAAAGUACACUCUAUCUAUUGAUGGAUUCCAUGGAGAUGCUGGAGAUGGAUUAGAAUAUCAUGAUGGACGGCAGUUCAGUACUUACGAUCAAGAUAAUUCACACGAAGUCAGACACUGUGCGAAAAGAAACAGAGGUGCAUGGUGGUACGGGUUUUGUAGCCACUCCUCUUUAAACGGAGUAUAUCUCAAUGGAACCAAUGGAACUGCAGAUAAAAAUGUUGGAGUAAACUGGGAAAAGUUCAAGGGAGACUACUACUCGUUGAAAUCGGCCUCCAUGAUGCUUCGUAGAAAGAUUAAAGAAUGAAAAUAAAGAUAUAUUUACUUACUAAUGAAAUGAGUAAUAGCAGU